Mirounga angustirostris (Northern elephant seal) is the source of this 2103-nucleotide messenger RNA. RefSeq names its product GDNF family receptor alpha 3 (gene GFRA3). Gene Ontology annotation, biological process: nervous system development. Gene Ontology annotation, molecular function: signaling receptor activity. The transcript has 8 exons. The record is from RefSeq and is a predicted model, not a curated record. Gene Ontology annotation, cellular component: external side of plasma membrane; signaling receptor complex. Lineage: Eukaryota; Metazoa; Chordata; Mammalia; Carnivora; Phocidae. Bases 21 to 1214 code for a protein of 397 amino acids.
GCCGGCGUGCGGACCGAGCCAUGGCGCGUCCUCCGCACCCGCGAACGCUGCCGCCCGUGCUCCUGCUCCUGCUGCUGGUACCGCUGCCGCUCGGAGCCGGUGAGUACCCCCUCCCCACCGAGGGCCGGCUGGUGAACAGCUGUAUCCAGGCCAGGAGGAAGUGCCAGGUCGAUCCUAUUUGCAAUGCUGCCUACCACCACCUGAAUUCCUGCACCUCUAGUGUAAGCACCCCAUCACCUUCACAGGAGCUUUUGGCCCCUGAGGAGUGCAGGGAGGCAGCACAGCACCUCAGGAAUAGCUCUCUGAUGAGCUGUACAUGCCACCGCCGCAUGAAGAACCAAGUUGCCUGCCUGGACAUCUAUUGGACCGUUCACCUUGCCCGCAGCCUUGGUGACUUUGAACUGGAUGUCUCCCCCUAUGAAGAUACAGUGACCAGAAAACCCUGGAAAAUGAAUCUCAGCAAACUGAACAUGCUCAAACCAGACUCAGACCUCUGCCUCAAGUUCGCCAUGCUGUGCACUCUUAAUGACAAGUGUGACCGGCUGCGCAAGGCCUAUGUGGAGGCGUGCUCGGGGUCCCGCUGCCAACGCCCCACCUGCCUCCGGCAGCUCCGUGCCUUCUUUGAGAAGGCGUCGGAGCCCCACGCUCAGGGCCUGCUCUUGUGCCCGUGCGCACCCGCCGACCAGGGCUGCGGGCAACGCAGGCACAACACCAUCGCCCCCAGCUGCGCGCUGCCGUCCGAGGCCCCCAACUGCCUGGAGCUGCGGCGCGUCUGCGUCUCCGACCCGCUGUGCAGAUCUCGCCUGGUCGAUUUUCAGACCCACUGCCAUCCUCUGGACAUCCUAGGGACCUGUGCAACAGAACAUUCCAGAUGUCUGCGAGCAUACGUGGGGCUGAUUGGGACUGCCAUGACUCCCAAUUUUGUCAGCAGUGUCAACACCAGUAUUGCCUUAAGCUGCACCUGCCGAGGCAGCGGCAACCUGCAGGAUGAGUGUGAGCAGCUGGAAGAGUCCUUCUCCCACAAUCCCUGCCUCAUGGAGGCCAUUGCAGCUAAGAUGCGUUUUCACAGCCAACUCUUCUCCCAGGACUGGGCGGACUCUACCUUUUCCGUGAUGGAACACCAGAACAAAAACCCUGCUCUGAGGCCACAGCCGUGGGUGCCGUCUCUUUUCUCCUGUACGCUUUCCUUGAUUCUGCUCCUGAGCCUCUGGUAGCUGGACUUCCCUUGGGCCCCUUUCCCCUCAACCACACCCAGUUGACCUGCAGCCUGCAAGGGCUAAGGAAAGAGCAGCAUCCAGAAGGAGUCCUGUGCGGUAAACAACAUGGCGACCCUGACUGCACCCCACAUAUCCAGCUGACUCCAGAUGGGGCCAUAGUAGAAACUGACUAGCUAAGUUCUCAUUCCCUCUGCUUCUGACUCAGGCUGCCCUUUCUUAGGACUUGGUGACUGUGGUUUAGUCAUCUUCUGGUGGAGACCACCUCUACUAAGCUCUCUUCUAAUCCCUUCCUCCUGCCCACGAGAAUCACCCAGGCUCUAACAAAUCAGCCAUUCUCUAUUGCAUUCUCCAGGUAGGCAGGGCUGGAUGUUCUGAGGCAGCCUAGAAAGACAUUCCCCAUUGUGAGGAAGGCUGGGGCAAGACUCCUACCCCCUUGUCUCCUCCUCUAAAUAGGGCAGAUGGGAACCUGCUGCCUGCCCUACCCGGGGAUCCUGCAGAGCAUUUGAGCAUCAGGAGCCAGAGCAUUUGGGUCUUGCUUUCUUCCUGCUCCUGUCCUGAAGUACCCCCAUCCCCUUGGAUCAUGAUUAAACAUUUGACUUAAAAACUUUGCUCCUUUCCCAUUUUCUCACAUUGUGAAUUUAUACAGAAUUAGGAGUGUUACAGAUACAAGAGUAGAGGCCAGGUGAGACAGCAACCCUGCCACCAAUUGCUGUGUGACUUCCAGGCAAGUUUCUCAACCUCUCUGUGUACUUGACAUGGAGCUGGAAGAACAAAUCACUUAUGGGAGGCUGUGGACCUUGUAUCUGUCCCGGAUCCAGCCAUUUCUAGGAUACUGUCUGGAUCUGCCACAGCAGCUGAGAGGGGAGUGUCCUUAGUCAACCAAAGC